AUGUCUUCCCCAUUUCUAGAAACAACAAAGAACUCAAAUCUUUUUUGUUUAAUUUAAAAUUAGCCGUUCAUGAUGUUUUCUCUGGGUUGACUAAAUAACACGAAGAAGCUUAAAAAUAUGACGUAUCAACAGCCAAUGAAACCAGGAAAGGCUGGUUUGGAAGAGCCACUCGAGCAGAUUCAUAAGAUCAGGAUUACUCUAUCCUCCAAAAAUGUCAAGAACCUCGAGAAAGUGUGCACUGAUUUGGUUCGUGGAGCCAAGGACAAGAGACUUAGAGUCAAGGGUCCAGUGAGAAUGCCCACUAAGGUUCUUAAGAUCACCACCCGAAAAGCUCCUUGUGGUGAAGGAACUAAUACAUGGGACAGAUUCGAGCUUAGGGUACACAAGCGAGUUAUUGAUCUCUUCAGCUCUCCUGAUGUAGUCAAGCAAAUCACAUCCAUCACCAUUGAACCUGGUGUUGAGCAAAAAGCAAUCCGCCGUCGAGCUUCGUUCGUCUCUCAGAAGAAGCUUAAAAAUAUGACGUAUCAACAACCAAUGAAACCAGGAAAGGCUGGUUUGGAAGAGCCACUUGAGCAGAUUCACAAGAUCAGGAUUACUCUCUCUUCCAAGAAUGUCAAGAACCUCGAAAAAGUGUGCACUGAUUUGGUCCGUGGAGCUAAGGACAAGAGACUUAGAGUCAAGGGACCAGUGAGAAUGCCAACCAAGGUUCUAAAGAUCACUACUCGAAAAGCUCCUUGUGGUGAAGGAACCAACACAUGGGACAGAUUUGAACUUCGGGUACACAAGCGAGUGAUUGAUCUCUUCAGUUCUCCUGAUGUGGUCAAGCAGAUCACUUCCAUCACCAUUGAACCUGGUGUUGAAGUUGAGGUUACCAUCGCGGACUCGUAGAUCAACCCUACUAGUGUGGCUUUGUUAUCUCUUUUCUUCAAAUUCUCUUUAAGAAACAAUCUUCUUUUCCUCGGUUCGUAACUACACUCCUUUUGAGUUGCAUAAACAAAUGUUUUUGUUGUAGUGAAACCUAAGUUCUUGUGUUUUCUUAAUUGAAUAGAUUUUGAAGAUUUAU
Messenger RNA from Arabidopsis arenosa, 1063 nucleotides. The record is from the annotation of a GenBank genome assembly. Lineage: Eukaryota; Viridiplantae; Streptophyta; Magnoliopsida; Brassicales; Brassicaceae.